Molecule: messenger RNA, 4087 nt
Organism: Suillus paluster
Lineage: Eukaryota; Fungi; Basidiomycota; Agaricomycetes; Boletales; Suillaceae
Product: phosphatidylserine decarboxylase-domain-containing protein
Exons: 11
Coding region: 365-3943 (1192 amino acids)
Biological process (GO): phospholipid biosynthetic process
Molecular function (GO): phosphatidylserine decarboxylase activity
Source: RefSeq, a predicted model, not a curated record
CGGGUAGAUCAAAAACUGGGUGAAAGGGAAACCCACGAUCGUAAAUUGACUCGCAUGACGUCCAUAUGGCUGAUUAUUACGCUAAAGCUGAAACCCUUCUGGCCUUCUGCUUGCCUUCUGGCUUUGUUUUUAUCUCAUUCAUCAAAUUUUUCGUUUGUUUUUAACAAAGCUGCCACUGGAAUUCGUGGCUAUCCAACGACCGCCGGCCUGGCGCUGAGGAGGCCUAUUAGCUGUGCCACAGCACGAUAACUGCCAACCAGGUUCUCCUGUAUAUCAACUUGCAUAUCAACGCGUUUCAAGUUGUCAUUUUUCUUUCAACCUGACCACCAUUGUUGUCCAACUCGACUCUGAACACCAUCUCAAUAUGGCACCCGCCGUGCCCAAGAAAGCUAAAAAAAUUGGGCGCGCACUCAAAUCCGCAGCGCGUUUCCCGGGUCGUGGUAUUGGACGAAACAAUUUCUCUCCUUCACCAGGCGAACAGCCCGUUGUUUAUCUCCGUGUUCAAGUACAAGGCUGUCGUGGCCUUGCAAGGGCUCGGAAUGGCACACAGCCAAAAGAGGGCGACAUCAAUCCCUUGGUCGUCGUUUCCCUCCUUAACAAUCGCCACAAUACUCCUGUCCUCAAACGCACGCAGAAUCCCGUUUAUGCAGCUAAAGAUGCAACCUUUGAUUUUCCUAUCUACCUCUCCCUUGCUGAUAGGCUAGGAUCUGUCGAACUAGUUGUCUGGGACAAGGAUACUUUGAAGUUGAAGAAGGAAUACGUCGGCGAAGUCGCACUUGCUCUCGAGUCCUGGUUCAGGGACAGCGACGGAGAUGUACUUGCCAGUGGCCUAGGUUUCUCAGCGGAAGCCAAUAAGCCACGCUCUGUAAACCUCGUAUCCACACGCGCAAACACGCACGCAUCGGGGAUGGCAGUCAUCAAACUCGGUUUCGUUGCACCCCCUGGUGCACAGGCCACAAUGGAUUUUGACCGAGUCUUUGCCGAACUCGUAAAGCGAUCGCGCCCGAGUCUCGUUUCUGCCCCUCCAACAGAGGGCAUCGGCACCAUGCGAUCCCACCUCACAGGCCCAGCAUACGAAGAUGACGGUGGAAUCAGCUCUGACGAGGAAGACGACGACGAUGUUGUGGAGGAAGGUGAAGAGGGGGACGAAGACCUCAUUCCCCACCUCUCCCGUCUUUACCUCUCCCCAUCCCUCCUCCAGGAUCACUCUCCUGAGAGUCAAGAACUAACACCGGAGACGGCGCGCCCCGAUGACCUCCCGUCUCCUCUUAUUCCACGUUCCUCACCGAUCUCCCACGAACAGCCUGAGGAACGGGAGCCUGAGGCCGCGCGUCCGUUGCCUCCUACGACCACUACAAAUGUACCUACCCUGAUCAUCCCUACCAUGCCCAGCGCCACUGCGUCCGCAUCCAAAAGCAGACUCCCGAAACUCUUCCCCCGCCGGCCCAAUCUCCUAACUUCACCAUCAUAUGAUACGCAUACUCCUCCCACGGAACGUACGCAUCGCCGAUCAGCGAGUGCUAGUGCCAUCGUCCCCAUUUCCCUUUCUUCUCCCGUUUCUCCAAGUCCUCCCAGUCCCGCCGUCUAUCAGCCGCCGAAAAAGAGGUUCCGGAAAUCAUGGUCAAGCAAAAAGGUAGAUUACAACUUCUCUGCUGCGAAUUCAAACGAUAUCGUCGGGAUCGUCAUGCUCGAGAUACAAGGCGCCAGUGAUUUGCCUAAGCUGAAGAACAUAACCCGUACCGGGUUCGACAUGGACCCAUUCGUAGUGAUCUCUUUCUCCAAAAAGAUCUUCCGUACGCGCGUUAUCCGACACUCCCUCAACCCCACCUGGGACGAGAAACUUCUCUUCCACGUCCGUCGAUACGAGACGUCUUUCAAGGUGCAAAUGACCGUCCUAGACUGGGAUAAACUAUCGAGUAACGAUCACGUGGGAGAUGCUUGGUUGGACGUGGGUGAAUUGGUGAGAGACGCGCCCCAGCCUGAUCCAAGGACGGGGUUGUAUGCGGAUGUGGGCGGGGAGAGCGAUACGGAGGGAAGUGGGAGUAGUGAAGGGAGAGAGAUGAGGCAGUUUUGUCUGCCGUUGACGACGGCGAAGGAGAUGCCUUGGGAGGCGAAGCAUAAUCCUACCAUCUCAUUCCGAGCAAAGUUCCAGCCCUACGCGGAGCUUCGUCAGCGCUUCUGGGCACAGUAUCUCAAACAGUACGAUACAGACGAUACAAGUUCUAUUUCACACGUGGAACUCACAUCAAUGCUCGAUUCUCUCGGCUCCACCCUCUCUGCGCAAACCAUCGACUCCUUCUUCACCCGACACCGCAAACGACCAGUAGAAGAUGAACUAACGUUCGAAGAAACUAUCCAAUGUCUAGAAACAGAGCUCGGACGACCAGCGUGCGAGAAAAAGAGGAUCGACACGAUUGAUAGCUUCAUGGACAGGGACAGCAGUGCUUCUGCGUCGGAGUCUGUUACGCCUGGGGAAGAGCUUGGCUUGGCGCUUGGACGGCCGUUCUUGGGAGGGUUGGAUUUCUCGGGUCCACCGUUGAGUGCGAUAUUAGGGGAGGAGUCGCCGGUUGAGAUGGGGAGGCCGUUGUUUGUGACGGAGGCGAAUGAGAGGCCGUUGUUGAAUAUUGCAGAGCCGUUGUUGAGCGUCGCGGAGCCAUUGUCGGUGGUUUCAACGCCUUCAGGGUCUACAUCCAGCAACACACGACAGGACUCUAGUUCCUCAUCCGAUCCAGAUGACACGACUUCAACACAAGUCUGCUCGGAUACCUUCGAGCGGGUGAUCAAUAUCAGGAAUUGCCCGCUUUGUCACAGGCCACGAUUGAACUCGAAAGCGGAGAUGGACAUCAUCACGCAUCUGGCUAUAUGCGCGAGUCAGGAUUGGGCGAAGGUGGAUAGGAUCGUGGUGGGGAAUUUCGUGACUGCUAGUCAGGCGCAGAGGAAGUGGUAUACGAAGGUUAUUUCGAAGGUGUCGAAUGGGAAUUAUAGGAUUGGAGCGAACUCGGCGAAUAUCAUCGUGCAGAAUCGAAUGACGGGACAGCUGGAAGAGGAGAAAAUGCAGGUGUAUGUGAGGCUUGGGAUUCGGUUGUUGUAUAAGGGUGCUAGAGGGAGGAUGGAGGGUGCACGAGCUCGCCGCCUUCUCAAGUCAUUGUCCAUCAAGCAAGGCGCCAAGUACGACUCCCCAGAAUCCGCUCGCGAUAUCCCGAGUUUCAUCGAGUUCCAUGGACUCAAGGUCGAUGAGAUCUUAGAGCCAAUAAGCUCUUUCAAAACCUUCAACGAUUUCUUCUACCGCAAACUCAAGCCCUCCGCCCGACCCGUCGAAAGCCCCGACGACCCACGUCGCCUCGUCAGUGCCGCAGACUGCCGCUUAAUGGUCUUCGAAACCGUUUCCGAAGCUACUAAGCUCUGGAUCAAAGGCCGCGAGUUCAGCGUGGCGAGGUUACUAGGCGAUGCGUACCGCGAUGAGGCGGAGAAGUACGUAGGUGGGCCAUUGGCGAUUUUCAGGCUUGCGCCGCAGGAUUAUCAUCGGUUCCAUGUUCCUGUGGAUGGAAAGAUCGGGGAAAUGAGGGAUAUAAAGGGGGAGUAUUAUACUGUGAAUCCUCAAGCGAUUCGGAGUGCGUUGGAUGUGUAUGGGGAGAACGUGAGGAAGAUCAUACCGAUUGAUAGUCCACAGUUUGGACGGGUGAUGGUGGUCUGCGUUGGUGCGAUGAUGGUGGGGAGUAUCAAGACGACUGUUGAAGAGGGGCAAGAUGUCAAGCGUGGUCAAGAGCUUGGAUAUUUUGCGUUUGGGGGCUCGACGCUCGUCGUCUUAUUCGAGCGGGGAGCGGUAGAGUGGGAUGAAGAUCUAGUGAUCAAUGGAAGAGCGUGUUUGGAGACGUUGGUUAGAGCGGGGAUGGGGAUUGGGAGUUGUAGACGGAAUGGUAGUGGUGGCCAUCACCGGGCAUGAUUCGGAAUAUUAUUGUGUGCAUGGACAUUACGGACGGCAAGAGCGUUUCAAAUUUCAAUUAAGGCGAUACCACACAUACAUACAUCAUUAGCUUAUAGUUCGAUAUCGUAUUGAGAGAUCAUCAUCGAUUUUAUUUUUGGUGGA